ACCGCAAUAAAUACCCUAUAUGUAAUCACCUCGUGGACUAGCACGUGACCGCAAUAAAUACCCAUUCGCUGCUGUUCAUGAGAAACACCGUACAGGUUUCCACUACCAGCGCGUGCCACGUACACAGGUGCCAGAUCUAGACCAGCUGAUAAAUCCAGCCCAGAGCCGGAGGCAUCUGUCUCGGUCGACCCCGUAUUUGUUUAAUCAACUCGUGUCCCUUGAGCUUAUAGAUCUACCCCCUCUCUCUCUCGCGUUUUCGCCCAUCACCUGUUUGUUAAAUUGCCUCAACGAGAAAACACGCAUACAAAAAACGGGAAAAUGAGGGCCCUGGGAUGGUGGCUGAUGCUGGUGGGUUCCCUGCGUCUCGCCUCGGUCUGGUUCGGUUUCUUCGACAUCUGGGCGCUUCGCCUCGCCGUCUUCUCCCAAACCCAAAUGACUGAUGUUCAUGGGAGAACAUUUGGAGUUUGGACGCUUUUGACUUGUACUCUGUGUUGGCUUUGUGCAUUCAACCUUGAGAACAAACCUCUGUACGCUGCAACCUUCUUAUCCUUUGUCUAUGCUUUUGGUCAUUUUCUGACUGAAUAUUUGAUAUACCACACGAUGGCUGCAUCCAACCUGACCACUGUCGGUAUCUUUGCAGGCACGUCGAUUAUAUGGAUGUUGUUACAAUGGAAUUCACAUGUAGCAAACCUUACCUCGAAACUGAAAUGA
This is a messenger RNA of Asparagus officinalis (garden asparagus), 711 nucleotides long. RefSeq names its product ergosterol biosynthetic protein 28. Lineage: Eukaryota; Viridiplantae; Streptophyta; Magnoliopsida; Asparagales; Asparagaceae. The coding region runs from base 319 to 711 and encodes 130 amino acids. Gene Ontology annotation, cellular component: membrane; endoplasmic reticulum. The transcript is spliced from 3 exons. Gene Ontology annotation, molecular function: protein-macromolecule adaptor activity. The record is from RefSeq and is a predicted model, not a curated record.